This is a messenger RNA of Sinocyclocheilus rhinocerous, 2514 nucleotides long. RefSeq lists its product as uncharacterized. The transcript is spliced from 17 exons. The record is from RefSeq and is a predicted model, not a curated record. The coding region runs from base 95 to 2368 and encodes 757 amino acids. Gene Ontology annotation, cellular component: extracellular region. NCBI's taxonomy places the organism in Eukaryota, Metazoa, Chordata, Actinopteri, Cypriniformes, Cyprinidae.
GUACAGGGAAGGAGAGGAAGAGAAAUACAAUUCAUAGACAAACAAAUUCCUGCCUCAAGGAGACUACAGGACAGUCUGUCACAUAACUUUAUGCAUGGCGGGCAGCAGCUUUGAGGCUGAGUUCCUACAGAGUCACAAUGUAUACCGCAGACAGCAUGGAGCGCCGCCCCUCACCAUAAACAAAAACCUGUGCCGCUCCGCACAGGCAUGGGCGGAGCAUCUGCUGUCAAUCACGACCCUCAAACACAGCAACAAGGACUACGGAGAAAAUCUGUAUUAUGCUUGGAGUUCAGCUACCAAAAAACUCACAGGACAUGAAGCAGUGGAAAACUGGUACAGUGAAAUUAAAGACUUCAACUUCGGCAGGCCUGGAUUUUCCUCCAAAACAGGUCACUUCACACAGGUGGUCUGGAAGGACACUAAAGAGGUGGGAGUUGGACUGGCCACUGAUGGGAACACAACUUUUGUUGUGGGUCAGUACCUACCAGCUGGAAACAUCACAAAUGCAGGUUAUUUUGAAAAAAAUGUCCUACCGGCGGGCACCAAAGUAGACUCAAGGUCCACUGGUACAACUGACAAAGUGGAACAAGUGCAUGGUGCAUCAGGCAUAAAUUCAAAGCAAGCACCUUCAGUGCCUCGCAGUACUGAAAUAUCACCACCCGGGGACCGAGGAGAACAUCAUGUGGGAAGCAGCUUAAAGGCAGACAGCAGCUUUGAGGCUAAAUUCCUGCAGACUCACAAUGCAUAUCGCAAACAGCAUGGAGCCCCACCCCUCACCAUAAACAAAAACCUGUGCCGCUCCUCACAGGAGUGGGCCGAAUACCUGCUGUCAAUCAGGACCCUCAUGCAUAGUAGUGGAGAGUAUGGAGAGAAUGUGUAUUACGCUUGGAGCUCAGCUAGCAAAAGACUCACAGGACGUGAGGCAGUGGAAAGCUGGUACAGUGAAAUUAAAGACUACAACUUCAGCAGGCCUGGAUUCACCUCCAAAACAGGUCACUUCACACAGGUGGUCUGGAAGGACACUAAAGAGGUGGGAGUUGGACUGGCCACUGAUGGGAACACAACUUUUGUUGUGGGUCAGUACCUACCAGCUGGAAACAUCACAAAUGCAGGUUAUUUUGAAAAAAAUGUCCUACCGGCGGGCACCAAAGUAGACUCAAGGUCCACUGGUACAACUGACAAAGUGGAACAAGUGCAUGGUGCAUCAGGCAUAAAUUCAAAGCAAGCACCUUCAGUGCCUCGCAGUACUGAAAUAUCACCACCCGGGGACAAAGGAGAACAUCAUGUGGGAAGCAGCUUAAAGGCAGACAGCAGCUUUGAGGCUAAAUUCCUGCAGACUCACAAUGCAUAUCGCAAACAGCAUGGAGCCCCACCCCUCACCAUAAACAAAAACCUGUGCCGCUCCUCACAGGAGUGGGCCGAAUACCUGCUGUCAAUCAGGACCCUCAUGCAUAGUAGUGGAGAGUAUGGAGAGAAUGUGUAUUACGCUUGGAGCUCAGCUAGCAAAAGACUCACAGGACGUGAGGCAGUGGAAAGCUGGUACAGUGAAAUUAAAGACUACAACUUCAGCAGGCCUGGAUUCACCUCCAAAACAGGUCAUUUCACACAGGUGGUGUGGAAAGACACAAAGGAGGUGGGGGUUGGACUGGCCACUGAUGGGAACACAACUUUUGUGGUGGGUCAGUACCUCCCAGCAGGAAAUAUCAGCAAUGCUGGAUAUUUUGAAAGAAAUGUUCUACCAGCAGGCUCCAAAGCAGACUUCAAAUCCACUCCAUCUGGCGAGUCUGCUGACAGAGUUGGACAAGCACUUGCUGCUCUCAGCAUCAAGUCAAACCAAUCGCCUUCAUCAUCUCACACUUCUGGACCAGCACCACGUAAGAGUCAGUGUCCACAGAGCAGCAGUUCAGAAGGUGAGAACUUGUCCCAGUUUCGUCAGUCUCUCCUUGAAGUGCAAAAUGAUUACAGGCGGCAACAUGGAGCACGGCCUCUGUCACUGUGCCCCAUUCUCAGUAAAGAGGCUCAGGAUUGGGCAGCACAUCUGAUUAGCAUUAACGCCCUAAAGAACAGCAGCAAAGGUUAUGGAGAGACUAUGUCAUACAAAUGGACAUCCACCAUGGUGCCUCCAACAGGAAAUGAGGUUGCUGAAUCAUGGUACAAGGAAAAUGUGAAGUACAACUUUGCAGCCCCUGGCUUUCAGAAUGGAACUGGUAACUUCACCCAGAUGAUCUGGGGGUCUACAGAGCAGGUUGGGGUCGGCCUGGCAUCAGAUGGAAAGGGCAAAUUCAUCACUGUGGCCUUUUACAAACCUUCUGGCAACAUCACCAACCCUGGCUACUUCCAGGAUAAUGUCAAACCUGCUGGGAGGUGAUCUGUUGAAUAAGAUUAUUCAGUCAGUUAUACAGUCUUAUGCAUUUUAUUAAUGUGAUUUUUUAAAAAAGUGAUCCAAGAUAUUACUUGUAUGUUAACAGAAAGUCAAUCAUCUAAAUAUAUUGCAUAUACAAAUACUCAAUUGAC